CCCAACUGCCAUUUCUCAAUUGCUUCACUCUUCGUCUAUUGCCCGCCCUCUUUGCGUCUCUCUCCUACAGUACCACAACUCGACCUCAACAUGGCCCCCAGCAGAGCUCUUCGACGAGCCUUAGCCGGCAACCAUGGAUGCACCCACCUGGUUCGGGCACAACCCGAGAUGUCGUUUAGGCCGCGGAGGCGUUUCGCGUCGGUCACGGAUUCGUCAACGAGCACAAAGACUGGCAAGAUAGCACCGCUGGAGGGGGUUCGCGUGCUGGACAUGACACGAGUAUUGGCUGGCCCUUAUUGUACGCAAAUCCUGGGCGAUUUAGGUGCAGAAAUCAUCAAGAUCGAGCAUCCCACCCGAGGCGACGAUACGAGAGCCUGGGGUCCGCCGUACGCAAAGUAUAAAGGAGAUGCGGCUACGAAAGGCGGCAAGCCUGGAGAGAGUGCAUAUUUCAUCGGUGUCAAUCGCAACAAGAAAUCGGUCGGACUCUCCUUCCAGCACCCGGAAGGCAUCAAAAUCUUGCACGAGUUGGCCAAGACGUCGGAUGUGUUGGUGGAAAAUUACAUUCCAGGAGCGUUGAAAAAGUACAAGCUAGACUACGAGUCAAUGCGGAAGAUCAAUCCUCGUCUAAUCUAUGCCUCCAUCACUGGCUACGGCCAGUACGGCCCCUACAGUCCUCGGGCCGGCUACGACGUCAUGGUCGAAGCGGAAAUGGGGCUCAUGCACAUCACCGGCGAAAGGAAUGGGUCUCCCGUGAAAGUCGGGGUUGCGGUCACCGACCUCACCACGGGCCUGUACACCUGCAACGCGAUCAUGGCGUCUCUCUUGGCUCGACAGAGGACGGACCAGGGGCAGCAUCUGGACGUGGCCCUGGCGGACUGUCAGGUCGCGACGCUGGCCAACAUUGCCAGCUCGGUGCUGAUAUCCGGGGAGCGGGACGGCGGGCGCUGGGGCACGGCGCACCCGAGCAUUGUCCCGUACAAGGGGUUCAAGACGCUCGACGGGGACAUCAUGCUGGGGGGCGGCAACGACCGCCUCUUCGGGAUCAUCUGCGACAAGGUGGGGCGGCCCGAGUGGAAGAGCGACGCGCGCUUCGUCACCAACGACGUGCGGGUCCAGAACCGCGACGUGCUCGAGGACAUGAUCGAGCAGAUCACCAGGACCAAGACCACCAAGGAGUGGCUGGCCGUGCUCGAGGGCAGCGGCAUGCCCUACGCCGCCAUCAACGACGUCAAGGACACCCUCGACCACGACCACGUCCGCGCCCGCGGCAUGGUCACCGAGCUCGACCACCAAGCCUGCGGCAAGAUCCAGGUCGUCAGCCAUCCGGUCAAGUAUUCGGAGAGCGCUGCGGGGGCCAGGACCGCACCCCCGACGCUGGGCGAACACACCGACGCGGUCCUACGGGAUCUGCUCCGCAUGGAGGACGGGGAGAUUGAGACGCUACGUCAGUCCGGCGUGGUGGCGUAGGGAGUGCUCUGGCCUGGCAUGGCCUGGCGUGGCCUGAUCUGGCUUAACCUCACCUGACCCAAGCAGCCAGCAACCAGGCGCCUUGGUGGGGAAGUUGGCUAGACAAGACAGUCUCCGAAAGAACCGAAACUCAAAGAAAAGAAAAGGAAGAGAAAAGAGAGAAGAGAAAAGAAAAACGUGAUUGUGUGUUUGAAGAGGAUUCAUCGGGUUUUGGAUCGCAUCAUCUACGGGGACGAAAGGAAAAAGAAAAGAAGAGAAAAUGCAACCCAGACCAGUUCUCGGUUCAUGUAGUGCUCUAUCUCUCUGACCGAUGUACAUACCAUCUGACCAUCUGUGCGACCGCUGAAUAAAUGCCAAAGAAGGAGAAGGAGAAGUAGAAAUAGCACAAUACCUGACGCUGUGAAAGACGAUCGAUCAGGACCAUGAUCACGACCACGACCAGGGAUCUAGGCAUUUGAAAG
This is a messenger RNA of Cladophialophora immunda, 1928 nucleotides long. RefSeq lists its product as uncharacterized. Gene Ontology annotation, molecular function: catalytic activity. NCBI's taxonomy places the organism in Eukaryota, Fungi, Ascomycota, Eurotiomycetes, Chaetothyriales, Herpotrichiellaceae. The record is from RefSeq and is a predicted model, not a curated record. The transcript has 7 exons. Bases 91 to 1467 code for a protein of 458 amino acids.